AUGAAUCGCCAAGAGAGAGUCAGUCCUGGAACUGCAGCCCCAGCAGAAGAGAGAAGCUGCUCCUGGCUGAACCCCUGGGUCUUCCCUGUUUCUGUCCUUGCCAUCAAAACUGCCUUUGUAACCAUCUGCCUUGUUGUUUUCCUUCAUGGAAGCUAUGGCCAGUACAAGAGUCUGCUCCAGAACCCUACGGAGUGGCACUGUGUCCCCAACGUAUCUGCAGGCAAAAAGGAAAGCUGGAUAUGCUGCCCGACGGGCUGGAAACGCUUUCAAAAAAGCUGCUAUUAUCUGUCGGAUGAUAUGAUGGGCUGGGCUGAGAGUGAGCAGAACUGCAGUGGGAUGGGCUCCCGCCUGGUGGUGGUCAACAGCGAAGCAGAGCAGGAGUUCCUCUUCAACUUGGCAAAAGGAAUAUUUACUAACGCCUAUGAAACAAAAUACUACAUAGGCUUAACUUACGAAAAUGGGCAAUGGCAGUGGGUGGAUCAGACUCCAUAUAAGAAGGCAGCCACGUUCUGGAAACCUGGGGAACCCAAUUUACUCUUUGUAGAAAAAUGUGCUGCGAUUCACAUCAAGGGAAACACAGACUCCAGUACUUACA
This is a messenger RNA of Phaethon lepturus (White-tailed tropicbird), 595 nucleotides long. RefSeq names its product C-type lectin domain family 6 member A-like. The annotation marks the transcript as partial. The transcript has 6 exons. The record is from RefSeq and is a predicted model, not a curated record. NCBI's taxonomy places the organism in Eukaryota, Metazoa, Chordata, Aves, Phaethontiformes, Phaethontidae.